Uncinocarpus reesii 1704 is the source of this 1707-nucleotide messenger RNA. RefSeq lists its product as uncharacterized. The transcript has 4 exons. The coding region runs from base 1 to 1707 and encodes 568 amino acids. NCBI's taxonomy places the organism in Eukaryota, Fungi, Ascomycota, Eurotiomycetes, Onygenales, Onygenaceae. The record is from RefSeq and is a predicted model, not a curated record. Gene Ontology annotation, molecular function: NAD binding; phosphoglycerate dehydrogenase activity.
AUGGCUCUACCCAAACCUUCCAGCCCCCUUCCAAGAGUGCUGGUUCCGGAAAAGCUGUCUCCAGAUGGCCUAACACUUCUUCGAGCCAAUGCGGACGUUGACGAAAGAAGAGGGCUCCCACCUGAUGAGCUGCUAAAGAUCAUACCAGACUAUGAUGCCCUGGUGGUUCGUUCAGAGACGAAAGUAACACACGAGGUCCUGCAGGCGGCAAAGAACCUGAGGGUUGUUGCGAGAGCAGGAGUGGGAGUAGAUAAUGUUGAUGUUGACACUGCUACAAAGCUUGGGAUCGUGGUGGUGAAUUCUCCAUCUGGGAACAUUGGCGCAGCCGCAGAGCAUACAAUUGCAUUGAUGCUAUCCAUGGCUAGGAAAAUUCCCCAUGCCUGCUCUAGCCUCAAGGAGGGCAAGUGGGAAAGAAGCAAGUUUGUCGGCGUUGAGGUCAAAGGGAAAACUUUGGGAAUUAUUGGGCUUGGAAAAGUUAUGCGUCUUGACUAUGGAGAGUUUCUAAUGACACGGUUCUCAAUAGUGGCUGUUGCCAACCGUCCAACUUCCUUACGAUCCACCACUCCACUAAUUGCAUCAACCAAGGGCAUGGAUAUCCCAUUGCCCGAGCUCGCGCAGAUGAAACCCCGGUGCCCGGAUACUCAAUGUUGCUCGCGGAGGUACCCAUUGAUGAAAGUUGCCUUGCUGGAGGCUCUUGAAUCCGGGCAUAUCGCAGGUGCUGGUAUAGAUGUGUUCACUUCAGAGCCGCCGACCCAAGAUUCAUUUGCCGCCAACCUUAUCGCACAUCCCAAUGUGGUUGCCACUCCUCAUCUCGGUGCCUCAACCAUAGAAGCACAGGAAAACGUUUCGAUUGACGUUUGUGAACAGGUACUCCAAAUUCUAGGGGGAGCACUUCCCCGUAGCGCUGUCAAUGCUCCGUUGAUUCUUCCGGACGAAUAUAAAAGGCUGGAACCGUUCGUCCGCCUAGUGGAAAAGAUGGGCAGUUUAUAUACCCAGCACUACAGUUCAUCCACUUCUUUUGACGCCAAUCGGAACGCAUUUGAUCUAAUAUAUGAAGGCGAACUUUCCGGUGUGAACAACACGAAGCCACUUUUUGCUGCUCUAGUGAAGGGCCUCGUGAGCCCUAUCAGCAGUACGAAUGUAAGCAUCGUCAAUGCCGAAUUCGUGGCCCGGGAGCGGGGCAUUGUGAUAAACGAAAAACAUUCUCGUGAUCCUUCUACCCAUUCGUACUCCUCCCUAGUCACUCUCGUGGCCAGGCCACCUUCUCGAGCACCAUCCAGAGCACCUGGAGCUCCAGAAGCUCAAAGACCUCGCCAUAACCCACAUCAGCAAAUAAUCUCCGGAACCUGUUCUGGUUCCCAGAUUGUUAUAUCACGUCUUGGCCGCUUCGCUACAUCUUUUGUUCCGGAGGGCAGGCUUCUGAUCUGCCACAACUAUGACUCACCAGGGAAAAUUGGAGUUGUGGGAAGUAUUCUCGGCAAGGGGGGUGUUAAUAUAAAUUUCAUGAGUGUGGCCCCAGUGUCGAAAAAGUUGCUUGAAGAGGAUGCGGCCAGGGAACAAGGUCAAAAGUUGUAUGAUCAUAGUGGGAACGGCACCAAUACAGAGGCUUUGAUGAUUCUUGGUGUCGAUAGACCCGUUAGUCAAGAUAUUGUUACGACGUUGGUCAAUGCUGGAGGCGUCUUGAGCGCGAGUUUGGCAUCGCUCUAG